GGCUCGUGCCAGCCGGAAGCCAUGAUUUAAAGCACCCACGCUGUUCAUCUAAAUUAUGUUGCCCAACCUCAUACAAAACUAGUACAACUUCCCCGUUCGUUGUUUUACGUGACCUCAGUCUGGGAAUUCAACUGGACCACUUCUCGAGUGCGUUUUUUACUGCAGGUUGUGGAAUGCUGCUGGACGAGACUCCGCUUUUUGAUCCCUCCCUGCUCCAGGAGCUAGACUGGAGUAGCAACACUGUCUCCUUCUCUCCCCCCAUCUCCGUGUCGAGCCCAGGGGAAGGCCUGGUGCUCAGGCCGCUCUGUAUGGCAGACUUCAACAGGGGAUUCUUCAAGGUUUUAUCUCAACUCACUCAGACAGGCGAUGUCACACCGGAGCAGUUUACAAAAAAGUUUGAGCAUAUGAAGAAGACAGGAGACUACUACGUCGUUGUGGUGGAGGACAUAAAUCUGGGACAGAUUGUUGCCACCGCCACUUUGAUCACAGAACACAAAUUCAUCCACUCCUGUGCUAAGAGGGGCCGGGUGGAGGAGGUGGUAGUCAGUGAAUCGUGCAGAGGGAAGCAGCUGGGCAAACUGUUAAUGUCAACUCUCUUUCUUCUCAGCAAAAAACUCAAUUGCUAUAAAAUCACGCUGGAAUGUUUGCCCACAAAUGUGGCUUUCUACCAAAAGUUUGGCUACGCUGCCUCAGAUGAGACUUACAUGCAGUGUCGAUUUUUCGACUGAGGACAACAGCAGCUAUAAACCUCCCUUUUUGGGGCAUGGACUGCACCUUUUAUACCCCACUGAUAUCAAAACCUAACAUUAACAAAGUGUCUUACUAAUUGGCAGAUCUGCCAAAGGAUGAGCUUGUGAUGGUGACACAGCUGAGACAUUCCCGAACGGUCAUCCUGAUUUCAGCACACUCGAGUUAACAUAAAUGUUGAAGUCCUCGGCCCAGUCCAACAUCAUCCUCCGCCCCUUUGCUAACCAUGGCUACCUCAUCAGGGUGGAGCCCUGUCAUCGUCAUCUCCCACCAUCUGAAGAAAGAGAUACUGUAAAUGUAAUGUGUCACUGUAAACAUUGUUAAUAAGUAAUUCGCUGUGUACUCCCACAGAAAAUAAGAAUUAUAUCUGUGAUUAUCGUGCAACUGUAGGUACAUACAAUUGCUUGGCAAAUCAAGAUGGUACCAAAUUAAGUUAUACAUCCGACACAGCUAAAUAAUUAUUUAUUACAGGCAACAGCUUCAAAAGUUCACUACAAAACAAUGUAUGGUUGAAGGAAUCACUUUGUCAUGAUUCAAACUGAGUCUCUCUGGGCUCUGUAUUGAUCAAGUCACCAAAGAAAGUCUUUCCUUUGUUCUUUAAAUGUGGAAAUUUGCUUCUCUAAGAGACUUGGGGUUUUAUGCUUCUUAUUUGUCCUCUUUGGUACACAUUGCUCUCUAUCCUGGCAGACUUUUCUUCCUUUGACAGUAAUGUCGCUGUGUAACUAUAAUGACAGUUUGAAGAUAAAAUGCAUUACUAUCCAGUCCAGACUGUUAUAAUGUUUAGUAUUUCGAGCAAACAGAAAGGUUUGUAUUUUGUGAGGAAGUGGUAAGACACUAGUGUCUUAAAGUUUUGUAUUUAGUCGAGAUUUGAAACGUCAUCACAACUGCAAUAAGGAUUGAUAGAUUUAUGAUGGGAAAUGGCUAAACCUGACUUUUGUAAGUGGGCUCUUAUUUAAGUUUUAUAAUCAUGCUGUUAUUCUGGAAAACGGGAACAUAUUUAAGGUAAUUUAUUUCCAAAUAUGUAAUAGUCACAUAAAAUAUUUUACAAUGUACCAUGUUUUCUUGAAUAUAUUUAUACUUAUUAAACAGGUUUCUGCAACAAGGCUGAUUUCUUUUAAUUAAAAUAAUCUUAUUUGUUGAAGCUUUGUUGUACAAAUGAGAAACUAUAGAAAGGCG
Chelmon rostratus (copperband butterflyfish) is the source of this 1923-nucleotide messenger RNA. RefSeq names its product glucosamine-phosphate N-acetyltransferase 1 (gene gnpnat1). Gene Ontology annotation, molecular function: glucosamine 6-phosphate N-acetyltransferase activity; monosaccharide binding. Bases 174 to 728 code for a protein of 184 amino acids. The record is from RefSeq and is a predicted model, not a curated record. The transcript is spliced from 6 exons. Gene Ontology annotation, cellular component: Golgi apparatus; endoplasmic reticulum-Golgi intermediate compartment; endoplasmic reticulum. NCBI's taxonomy places the organism in Eukaryota, Metazoa, Chordata, Actinopteri, Chaetodontiformes, Chaetodontidae. Gene Ontology annotation, biological process: UDP-N-acetylglucosamine biosynthetic process.